GAGCAACAUAUACAUGUGGUGCACAGUACCUAACCCCGCCUUUCUCAACUUGAGGCGAGCUAUUUCCCCAGCAGAGGGUCGGUCCUCAGAUUGUUGUAAGCUGAGCUCAUAAAAGAGCACGCCGGUCAGAUAUGGCAGAGGUCACAAUUCAACCGCCUCCGCUUAUCCCUCUCCAGCACAAAGACAGCGGCUUCGACGAAACCGAAGAAUGCGACAUUCCUUCCUCGAAACUUGCUCGAGAAUCGGGGACGCCAGCCGCACUUCUACUCCAUGCUCAACGCGAACCACCACCACACCAUCAAGGACAUGAAGCACGAAAGUCCGCUUCUCUCAUUACUCUCACCGCCGGACCUGUGUCCCCGUCAGAGGUCUCCGAAUCCGUCACGGACUCCGACGACUACGGAGCGCUCGAUGCUGAAAUCCUUGAAGACAUCGAUGACCCAGAGGCAAGCGUAAGUCCGGAUUAUGGGACGAUAUCAGCUCCGCUCGCAGCCGCAAAGGGACCGUUACUACCUCCCUUCAUUACGGGACAUGGGAGAAGAUUAAGAGUAGAGCAGAGGGUGCCACCUGCAGUCGGGGCGUUUUUGCUGGUGGGGGUGUUUGUGUGGACCUGGGCCGUGGCGUGGUGGGGAGUGCGGGGUUUGGCUGGUUAAGGGUUGGGUGAGAGGGAUGGGAAUGAGAUGGGUUGGCAUAUUGACAGGAGGAGAACGGAGUAAUGAGGGCAGAAAGAGUUGAAUGAGAAUGGAGAACAAUCGCUUAGUGCGUAACGAGGAUAGGGAAGGAGGAAAGAGGAACAAUAUGACCUUGGAUGAGAUACGGUAUGGAUUCCCAUUUCUUUUUCCCAUUCUCGCAACCAGAGUGUAGUGUUUGGGUGCUUUUGAAGAUAUGGGAACUGAGUUGGUUGGGUGGCAUGCGGCACCGAAGUGAAAAGUCGCCAGAGCCAUCAAGGGAACAUAUCAUAUAAUAUGGAGUAUUACUUGGGCUUUACAAACCUCAAGAGAUGUAACAUAGUGCAGGAUGUAUACGGACGAUGAAUCUUGUAGGCAGAUGCUCAUAACAUCUAUAUAAAUAGCACUAGUCCCCUC
Molecule: messenger RNA, 1085 nt
Organism: Westerdykella ornata
Lineage: Eukaryota; Fungi; Ascomycota; Dothideomycetes; Pleosporales; Sporormiaceae
Exons: 2
Coding region: 132-653 (173 amino acids)
Source: RefSeq, a predicted model, not a curated record